AUGGCAAACUCAUUGGCCCGACGGCCUUCUACGACUGGCUCUUCUCAUGACCGCGGCACUUCAUUCACCUCCAUCCCACCAUCGUCCAUAUCUCCGCAUCAGUCUGUUGGAAUUGGGUCUCGGAAGAAUCGAUCGCAGACUUCUCUCAGCCAUAAGUCCAUUGGAAGCUCUGGCGAAUCAUCACAGAGGCGAUCUGUCCACUCAUAUGGCAGCUUCCAGAACCAGAAGCGGAGGUACAAAUCUCAGUACCCCGCUGACUCCCCUGAGCCACAUGUCGAGUACAUUCUUGUGGCCUCUUUCGACGUAGAUAGGGGGCCUAUAAUGGAACACCAGUAUCCCAGCGCCAUCAGUGGCGAUGAGAGCAUGUUGGCAGAACUUAUGUUACCGGAUCAAACACAUGUACGCAGCCAGGACUGGACGAUUUUCUUUUUACAUAAGGAUAGUGGUGGGCCCGAAGACGACGCCGAGUUUGGCGAAGAUAAGGAUACAGAUGAUGAACAAGAUGGAGAUAAACAACAAGAUGAUGUAUCUCAAGAGUACGCUGGAGAAGAAGAUGCAGGGAGUGCCGGUAUAGAUGAUGAACCACCCCUGAUUAGCGGUGCGACGGUAAAAGCAAUGGCAAUAUGCACGAGGCACUCAUUUCUUCACAUAUAUAAACCAUUACUUCUACUUGCCUUGGAAGAUUAUUUCAAACACCCUUUCCCGGAGACGCUAGCCAAGCUAUAUGAUUCUCUCAAUGCAAUGGACCUUUCAUUAAUGCCUUGUCUCUCAUACCUUGAGCGACAUAUACUCCAAUCAACAGAAACAAAGGACCUCUUCGUGGAAAAGUUCGAGAGGAUGAUAAAGCAGCGGCUUGCAGACGAACGUGCCGAGCUUGAACGCCAGGGUAUUGACCCUCAAAAGGCCGGACCUCCAUCACGAUACACCGUACCCCGCGAUACCCAUGAGUUUGAAUCUAAGAUUGUUUAUAAUGAUAUUGCAAUCCCAGUCAAAGUUCCCACUGCUAUUUCUCCGGAAACGGUGGGUGACUUCUCUCUGGUUAAACUGAUACAAACAUUCGCUGGUCCCCAUGCGGCUUCCCCACAACCAUUCGCUUUACACCCUCAUCUCACUAGCAGUGGGCCUUUUACUCAUCCCAUAAUUGUUCUGGUGAACGCACUACUCACUCAGAAACGGGUUAUAUUCCUAGGGCAUAACCGGCCAUCUGGGGAGGUUGCGGAAGCUGUCCUUGCAACCUGUGCACUCGCUUCGGGGGGCACGCUACGAGGUUUCACUCGUCACGCAUUCCCAUACACAGACUUGACAAAGAUUGAUGAACUUAUCAAAGUGCCCGGCUUUGUAGCUGGUGUCACUAACCCGACAUUCGCUAACCACCAUGAGUGGUGGGACCUUCUUUGUGACCUUCCCAGUGGAAGAAUGAAGAUCAGCAACCGCGUUGAGGCAGCUCCAGUGACAGAAGGGAUGCAGUACUUUCAACCACAAAAUCAGAACUCCUCAUCAUCUAUACUCGGUAGCUCAUCUGCCCCUCCCGACCUUACCGGCGACGUACAGUUCAUGGAUGAUAUUCUCAAGAGUAUUGCUUCCAGGCACAGUGAGGGUGUCAUCCGAGCAAAAUGGCGCGCCUACAUCAAUAAAUUCACGAGAAUAUCUGCUGCCUUUGAAGAAAUCGUCUAUGGGGCGACAGCUCUUGACAUCGUGGCGCCAGAAGAACCACCUCCAGACUCGUCUCCUAUGCGUGAACGGCCCGGAGAAUCGAGCCUACGCGGACACGGAUACGUUUGGGUUGAUGAGGCCACUAAACAGCGUGAACUUGCUGCCUGGGUGCCGCGAAUUGAAGGCUGGAGAAAUACCCGGUCAUACUACUACUUUAUCCAAGAUACCGCAGUUAUGCAUCUUGCAGGAAAACCAUUGAAGGGACUUGACGUCCAACAUCAUCACGAUCGACUUCGCACACUGAAGCUCAGUGAGGCAGAGGCGAAAGCAGUAUACAUUGCAUUCUCGAAAUCUAUAAAAGAUUAUAAUUCCGUUUGCCAACUUCUUUCAGUUAUACCCGAAACCCAGGCGGGUCUCUUCUAUCUCUCCAUGGGACUCUUCCACAAUGACUCAACCGUGCGCGAUGCUACAGUGGAACUGCUUGAUCGAAUAUCAGCACACGAAGCUGGUCGGCAUUUCUGGGCUCAGCUCAGUAGGUUUGCGAGGCUAGCCUACUAUAGAAAUAAACGUGAUAAAGAAAGAGAGGCUACUAGCCCCCUUUCUCCCUUUGACGAACCUGCAUCGCAGAGCCUCGUCGGUGUGGCCGUUAGCCAUACUUCAACUGGAACCAAAAAGGGGGUUCGGCGGAGUUAA
Microsporum canis CBS 113480 is the source of this 2346-nucleotide messenger RNA. RefSeq names its product MesA. The transcript has 3 exons. Gene Ontology annotation, biological process: actin cortical patch localization. Lineage: Eukaryota; Fungi; Ascomycota; Eurotiomycetes; Onygenales; Arthrodermataceae. The record is from RefSeq and is a predicted model, not a curated record. Bases 1 to 2346 code for a protein of 781 amino acids. Gene Ontology annotation, cellular component: plasma membrane.